AUGAGCGGAGACGGCGGUGGCGACAGGGCCGGCGCGCACAAAGAUAUCAAGUAUGCAGCGAUGCCAAAGAGUCUAGAACUCGUACUCGCGACCAACGAAUCUCUGACAAUCGAGCUGGACCCACUUCCAGAUGCGGAAGAAUUGGACGUGGUGAUGGAUGUGCUCGUGGAGGAGAAGCCACCUGCCUACUUUUGGACGGCACUGGCAUCUCGCUGCUGGAAUGCAGGGCGGCGCGCUGAGGCGGAGCAGAUCAUAUCCCGCGGGUGCUCUAUCUUACCUGUGCAUCGGCCACAAGAAUGUGCGUCGCUCUUUGCUUUACGUGCCGCGUUUCUCUUGGCUGAAGCACGUACAGCGCCCAAGCAGGUACUAGACGAUGCUCGAUACCAGCCACUAGGAGAACGCAGUCCCAAGCAACACUAUUUCCAGCAAGUGCACGACAAUUGGCAACGCGUGCAAUCACUUACGUCGCCGGCUGAGCAGCAGUCGUCACGCGUCCUGCUCCAGGUGCGUGCAGUCACGGCGCUGAUGUGCGGUGACAAUGCGCUCGCAGCGAAGCUCUUUGAUGCCCUACUUGCACGUACCCCGUCCGAUGUGGUUGCUUUGCUGGGACGUGCUUGCGUUCUGCUUCGUGCACGCCAAUACCACCCAGCGCUUCACACAUACCAACACGCGCUCCGUGUCAUGCUUCGCAUGGACCAAGCCGCCGAAGCUCAACAGGAACCGUCAAUCGCUUGGCACGGCGCGGAUCCGCGCAUCGGCAUUGGGCUCUGCCUCUGGUUCCUGGGACAUUACGAGGCGGCGCGCCGAGCAUGGCGCCGCGCCGCCGCGUACAGGCCGACGUCGGCACCACCCCACUUGCUCCUGGGCCUCACCCUCAUCAAUGCGGCCAAGUAUCCGGGCCCUUUACCUGCAGGUAUGUAUGGCGCACAUACGCAGCGGCCCGAAGACGAGGCUCGUCGAGCAGCCUACGCUGACGGCCUCAUGCAUAUCCAGCAGGCGUGGCAGCGAGACAAGACGUGCGCGAUGGCCGCCGUCGUGCUUGCAUCGCACCUCACGUCACAGGCGUUGCAUGCAUGGGCGCCAUUAUGGCCCGCGGCGCAUGACAUGACGACACCAGCCGCUUCGAUAGCGUCAUCGUCGUCAUCAGCAAACUCGCUUGAAGCUGUGUCCACAGCACUCGCUCGUGCGCUCAAGCUCGGCGAACAUGCGGUGCAGUAUGCAGACUCACGAUCUAUUGUUAUGCAUGCAUGGCUACAGUAUGCGUAUGCGUUGCAUGUAGCGACGCACCUGCCGCAGAACGCAUCAGAUCAUACGGUGCGUGUACUAGCCCUGCGUUACUAUGGACGUGUCUUGGAGGCGCAGGGCCGCACGCAGCCUAUGUCGACGGCAUCAUCCGCUCUGGCGGCAGCCGCGGGUCCCAUGGCUGCGGGAACAGCCGGCACGACGUCUGCGUCGUCCGACACGUCUGGGUAUCGACAUCCACUCGCACAUGGAAUAGCCCUUGCUUCGCUGGGCCAUGCACAGCUGGAAGCGUCAACAGGUGAUGUGCAAGGUGCCAUGCGCACACUGGAUGCGGUGCUAUUGCGGCCCAGUGGCUCUGCUGCCUAUGCGACCGAGCUUGUGCUCAUGGCCGGCUUGCUCCUUGCGACGCCGGCUGCCGGCUCGACAGCGGCCACCGAUACAACAGCCCAAGCCGACCGCCGCCGCCGUGCGCGCGCGUUGCUGGACCGCACAAUACACACUGCCACAGAGGCACGCGCAUUGUUAUCGCCCAAGUCGCUGGUCGGCGAGGGCGGUGCCAUGGCGUCAGAGCGCUUGUCAUCGCUGACGCUCACAGCCCUGGCGCGCCUUGGCGAUGACCCGCGCGUUCGUGCAUGCCUUGCAUUCUUAUGGGCGCGUUCUGCACGCGAACGGGCCAUCUCCGAGUACGAAGCGGCUCGUGCAGCUUUGCCACCGAGCCAAGAGGGCUCGCCCCUGAUGUACGCGUUGGAACUGAAUAUGGGCGCUCUCAUGACAUACACGGCCGAUGCUGGCAUGUUGCGCCGUGGCCUUGUGCAUUUACAGCGAGCCUUGCAAGCGACAACAGGGAGCAGCAGCAACGACAACAACAGCGACAACGACAUGGUCCAAGCCAUCAAGGUGCUGGCCAACUACAAUAUGGGCCUUGCGCUCGAAAACCUCGGCGAUGCAACUCAGGCACGCGAUGCCUAUGCGGCAUUACUAGCGGCUCACCCCGAAUAUGUGGCGGCUCGCGUGCGGAUGGCCGUGCUGGCCGCGCAAGUGCCGCAAGACACCAUGAUCCCGUCCGACAUGCCUGGCGGCAUCGAGCGAUCGGCACGCGAUGUGGCCAACACCCGCUUCAAAGAAGCUCUCUCCAGUGAUCCAGGUGACCUGAGUGUGCGCGCCGAGUACAUGCGCUUCCUCGCAGGUGCAUACCCAGCGAAUCGGCACCCGGCUUGGGCCGCGCUCAAGGACUCGGCGGCACAGCUGUUCCUCGGUGCUGACGCUGGCAAAGCCGUGUUUGGCAGUGCCUCCGUGGCUCGGCGCGCAGCUGACGAAGCCAGGCACGACGCGUACAUCCUCGGCACUCUGGGAUGGGCGUACUACCAGUUGGGCGUGCAUGCCAUGCCCGGCCCGAAUCAGCGCGCGGAACGUGCCAAGUGCAUGCUGCGUGCGGCCGACCUGUUUGACAAGGCAUUGGCUGCCAAUCCACAGAAUGUGUUUGCCGCCCAGGGCCUAGCCAUUCUCGUGGCUGAUGAUGCUCUCGGCGAUCCACACGCUGCGCCCGAUGUCAUGGAGGCCCGGCGCAGGACAGCCGCCGAGGAUGCAGCCGCACUCCUCGGCAAGCUGCGCGAGGUACGGGACGACGCGAGUGUGUAUGUGUGCCAAGGCCAUGCUUUUAUGCUUUGUGGUGCGUGGGACCGGGCAGCACAUGUGUACGAACUUGCACUUACCCGGUACCGGUGUGAGCGGGAUCCGGCCGUGCUGCAGUACUCGGCACGCGCACUCUACGCACUCGGCCUGCAAGAUCGGGCCAUGGAGCAUAUCCAGCUAGCCAUGGCACAGCUCAGCACCGCCUGCGACGUGCUUGCGGAGCGCAGUGGUAUGGCUGGCGGCGAGGCAGACCUGGCAUACGCCUCAAGUUCAGCAGCCAUUGAAUGGAAGCAGGUCAUGUACAACCGCGCCGUCAUGUCACACAAAGCGCUCCAGAUGCUGUACGACAUGCCCGUCGAGCAGCGUACCUCGAAGGAUCUAAGCACGGCCAUCCAGUGGGUCGAGCAGGCCCAGCCUGUGCUGCAAGCACUCGUCGAUGCCGCUAAGCGCGAACAGCUUUUGUACAUCACCGACGAGAUCGUCGAGCAGCGUGUAAAGUACGCCGACAUGUCGCUGCUGAAGCAAGCCUCGCAGCAGCUCCAGGACACGCUUGCUUAUGAGCAGGCGCAACGCGACAAACUUGCUCAGCUCGACGAGAAACAGCGGGAGCGUGAAGCGCACCUUGCGCAGCUGCGCCGCGAGAAGGAAGAGGAGCACAGACGCAAGGCCGAGGCCAUCGCCGAGUCGCGUCGACGUGCUCGUGAAGAGGCAAGUCAAAUCGAGUAUGAUCGCGAGCCGUCGCCGGAGCCUCGCAAGCAGCGUGCAGCUCCUCGCAAGAAGAAGACGCCUGCACAGACGGAUGAUUUCGUCGCUCAAGAUGACGAACACCUCUUUGAAGAAAGCAGCGAUGACGACGACGAUCGAAACGAUCCGGGCGACAACGAUGAUGACGAUGACGAUAACGAUAACGAUAACGAUGGCCAUGACAAUGACGAUGACGAUGAGGACGUGGCAGCUGGCGAUCGCAAGGACAUGAACGUGGAUGCCAAUGCCGAUGCUCCAAGCUCCCACACAAGCCCACGUGCCGCGGACGACAUGGACCAAGACGACUCAGACGACGGUGCGGCAACAGCAUCUGCGCCAAACUCCAUGCGUGCACGACUCGAGGCUCUGGCGCGUGAGCGCAAGAAGCGGAACGAACCUGACUUGCAGCGACCAAAGAAACGCGCUAGCGACAAGGCCUCUCGCAAAGAGUCGAAAAAGGCCAAACUCGAUCAGACUUCUUCAUAG
Malassezia globosa CBS 7966 is the source of this 4104-nucleotide messenger RNA. RefSeq lists its product as uncharacterized. The coding region runs from base 1 to 4104 and encodes 1367 amino acids. The record is from RefSeq and is a predicted model, not a curated record. Gene Ontology annotation, cellular component: Cdc73/Paf1 complex. The transcript has a single exon. Gene Ontology annotation, molecular function: RNA polymerase II complex binding. Lineage: Eukaryota; Fungi; Basidiomycota; Malasseziomycetes; Malasseziales; Malasseziaceae. Gene Ontology annotation, biological process: regulation of DNA-templated transcription; transcription elongation by RNA polymerase II.